CAUUUUCCAUCUGUUCGAUGAAAUGCCAACACCGUCCUCCACAGUCGGCUAUCCAAUCCAAGCUCGCGAUGAUACCACAGAGGAUAAGGAGACAUGUAUCCUCUAAUCGAAAGACUAUAUGAACCUCUCGGUAUAUGCUUCCAGCAUCUCGUCUUAUUCUCUCUCCACCUUCAAAACUCACGAGACAACAAAGCCGACAUCACUCUCUCUCUCUACAAGCAAAACUACUCACAGACCUUCCCUUUUCUCUGUGUUGGCUAGCUAUGGCUAACACCACUACAAUACCCAUCUCCUUUCUUCCCCAUAACAACACUCUUCUUUCCUCUUUCACCUCCAAAACUCUUCGUUUUUCUUUUUUUAACUCUACCCACUUCAGCAAAUCUCCUUCUUCUUCUCCUCCUUUACUCUCCUUCCCUUCCUCUUCCCAGCAACCGUCGUGGUCUUGUUUCUCAGUCGCCCGCGUUUCUACCGUUCCUGUAGAGUACGCCCCGCCAGCUCCCGAUGAUCAUUUCCACCAAGAAAUUUCCCGACUUAAGUCUCUCCUCUCGAAGCUCGCCGGCUCGGAAUCUCUGCACCAUAAGCUCGUAGUACUUGAUGCUGAUUCUCGGGUAAAACAUUUCUUCAAUUCGCAUACAAAUGGGGUCUGUAAGGCUUUGGCUUUGCUUAAUUUGGGUUCGAGAGAGUUGUUUUUGCUUAAGUGUUUAGUGGCGGCUGGGCAAGAGCAUGUGCUUAGUUUGGGGAUUGAAUUGGUGGAGAAUGAGGUGGAGUCUGCGAGGAAUUCGGUGAAGAGUGCGCUUUAUGCGUUGGCGGAGAUGAUUGGGAGGUUUGAUUUCAGUGAGAAUGGAGAGUAUAGUUUAAGGAAGAGUGAUACUGGGUUGUAUUUGAACGAAGAGGAUAUCGGGGACUUGAGAAAGUUGUUGAAGACUUUAGGAGAGAUUGAACAGUUCUAUGAUUGCAUUGGAGGUAUCAUUGGAUAUCAGAUAAUGGUACUGGAGCUUCUUGCCCAGUCAACUUCUGAAAAGCAAACCACGAAUUGGUCACAUCACAUUCAAGAAUCAAUGGAAUGCCAGUUUUUGGAAAUUCAUGCCCCUAAUGUAGUUGACCUUUCAAAAAAUACAGAGUAUGCGUCUCAAGCAGCUCUAUGGGGAAUUGAGGGUUUGCCAGACCUUGGAGAAAUUUAUCCUCUGGGUGGUUCUGCAGACCGGCUUGGUUUGGUUGAUCCAGACACAGGUGAGUGUCUUCCUGCUGCAAUGCUUCCUUAUUGUGGACGGACUUUAUUGGAAGGCCUUAUAAGAGAUCUUCAGGCUAGGGAGUUCUUGUACUACAAGCUGUAUGGAAAACAAUGCAUCACCCCUGUUGCAAUCAUGACAAGUUCAGCUAAGAAUAACCAUGAGCGUAUCACUUAUCUUUGUGAAAGGCUCAGCUGGUUUGGAAGAGGUCGAUCCAAUUUCCAACUCUUUGAGCAGCCUCUUGUUCCUGCUGUUGGUGCAGAAGAUGGGCAAUGGUUGAUAACAAAACCAUUCACACCUAUUUCAAAGCCAGGUGGACAUGGCGUCAUUUGGAAACUAGCUUAUGAUAAGGGAAUCUUCGAGUGGUUUUAUGAUCAUGGAAGAAAAGGUGCAACUGUACGACAAGUCAGUAAUGUUGUGGCUGCUACAGACUUGACCCUUUUGGCAUUGGCAGGGAUUGGUUUACGCCGUGGAAAGAAAUUAGGCUUUGCAUCUUGCAAGCGUAACUCAGGGGCUGCAGAAGGAAUCAAUGUCCUUAUCGAGAAGAAGACUGUUGAUGGAAAGUGGGCUUAUGGUCUGUCAUGCAUUGAGUACACAGAGUUUGAUAAGUUUGGAAUCACAAGUGGGCCUUGUUAUUCUAAAAGUUUGCAGGCAGAGUUUCCUACCAAUACAAACAUUCUCUAUGUGGAUUUGUCUUCAGUGGAGUCAAUUGCAUCAAGUGAUGGUGUAAAAAGUUUACCUGGCCUGAUAUUGAAUACAAAGAAGCCGAUUGCAUACAAGGACCAUUUUGGGAACUGUCAUAGUGUCUCUGGUGGCCGGCUGGAAUGCACAAUGCAAAAUAUUGCAGACAAUUUUUUAAAUACUUUUUUGUCCAGAUGCUACCAGGGUGUAGAAGAUAAGCUAGAUACCUUUAUUGUGUAUAACGAACGAAGAAGGGUCACGUCAUCUGCUAAGAGGAAGAGAAAACAUGCAGACAAAUACUUGCACCAGACUCCUGACGGUGCACUGUUGGAUAUCUUACGGAAUGCCUAUGAUCUUCUUUCCCUUUGCGAUAUUGAACUUGCAAAGGUUGAAGGUAAUGACAGAUAUGUUAAUUCUGGACCACCAUUUAUAAUUUUUCUGCAUCCUUCUCUUGGCCCACUUUGGGAGGUCACAAGGCAAAAGUUUUGUGGAGGAUCGAUUUCCAAGGGCUCUGAGCUACAACUUGAGGUGGUGGAGUUCUUGUGGAGGAAUGUUGAGCUCGAUGGGAGCUUAAUUGUUAUUGCUGCAAAUGCAAUGGGCUCAACCAGGAUUGAUGCAAAUGGUGAGACAAUAUUGCAGUAUGGACACAGGUGUGGAAGAUGUAGACUGCAAAAUGUCAAAGUUCUCAAUAAAGGGAUUGACUGGAGUUGUGGCGAAAAUGUGUACUGGAAACAUAGCGUACAACGAUUUGAGGCAUUUAAAGUUAUUCUGCAUGGGAAUGCAGAAUUUGAGGCCAACAAUGUUAUCCUAGAGGGUAAUCAUGUAUUUGAAGUUCCUGAUGGCUACAAAAUGAAGAUCAUAUCAGGAUAUUCAGGCUUGGAAGUCCAGGUCAACCCCAUAGAACCAAAUAUGAUGGAAACUGGAAGCUGGUUUUGGAACUACAAGAUAAAUGGCACACACAUUCUUUUGGAAUUGGUAGAGUUGUAAAUAUUAGAAUUUCUGUAAUAUCGCUCUGUGAAUCUUCGUUCACAAAUCAAACUCGGAGCGCAUCUUCACAUCAUGAUUGGUUGUAACAUAAGUUAAACCAUCUGAAAUCUAGUAGUAAUAUGUCUUAAGUUAGAGCCUUGUAAGACCUGUAUGGUCCUGGUUAGCUGUUUUAAUAUUUCCUUUUCUUGCUGGAGCUGUGUAAAUCCAGUGUGGAAACAGUGUAAAAUUCUGAAGCAAUAAAAAUUACGCAAUUUCUUUUUA
Molecule: messenger RNA, 3158 nt
Organism: Hevea brasiliensis (rubber tree)
Lineage: Eukaryota; Viridiplantae; Streptophyta; Magnoliopsida; Malpighiales; Euphorbiaceae
Product: UTP--glucose-1-phosphate uridylyltransferase 3, chloroplastic
Exons: 17
Coding region: 135-2897 (920 amino acids)
Biological process (GO): UDP-N-acetylglucosamine biosynthetic process
Molecular function (GO): UDP-N-acetylglucosamine diphosphorylase activity
Source: RefSeq, a predicted model, not a curated record